UUACCGUCCCAGAACCAAAUUUCAAAAGGAAAGCCUUCGACCGCAGCCACACGCGCGCAGAUCCCCCUCUUCUUUCGGCCCCUCCCCGCGCACUCGCCUUCAAACCCUAGCUGGCAAGCUCCGUCCCUCCUCCUCUCAUGGCGUCCCCGCGCACGCCCGACUCGCCCCGCGGCCUCAUCUUCGCGCCCUGCGACGCCGACCUCGUCACGAUCUACCUCCAGCGCAAGAUCUCCGGGUCCCCGCUCCCCGCCGCCGCCGCCCGGUACAUCCACGACGCGGACGUGUACGCGGCCGAGCCCGCCGCGCUCGUCACCGGCCUCCUCCCCGCCUCGGCGAGCAGCGACGGGGAGGGCAGGGAGUGGUACUUCUUCACCUCCGUGCGGGCCCAGAGCAGCCGGGGCACCCGCAGGUGCCGCGCCGUCGCGGGCGGGGUCGGCACCUGGCAUUCGGAGAAGGCGCGGUGCGACGUGCUCGACGCGGGCGGCGCCGCCGUCGGGUACCGCCAGCCCUUCACCUACGAGCCCAAGAACGGCUGGCUGAUGCUCGAGUUCAGCCAGGAAGACCCCCGCCCCGGCGAGGCGAUGCCCGCCCUCUGCAAAAUCUAUCAGAAGCGUCGUGCUGGCCGGUCCGCCUCGAAACCCAUUUCGUCUGGGUCGUCGUCGAUGUCCGGAUCCAAGAGGAAGGCGGCGGCCGCGGGCGAGCGCUCCGGCGUGAGGCGAUGCCUGCAGUUCCGUCCGUCUCCUGCCGCACCAAAUCCGCCCACCGUGGUUGCUACAUCGGAGAUUCAAGAAGCGUUCUUGCUUCCAGUUGAGCGGCCGCAGGCAGAGCAAGAAGAGCAAGAACCGCCGGUACGGAGAGCACCCACAGCCACACCGCUGAUUCCCAGCUUCUCCCUGACCUUCGACAGCACCGCCUUCCUCCGCCCCGCCCAAGAUUCGCCCACGCCAGCGAAUUCGGACCUGAGCGACACGUCGACGGCACUGCUGGGCAAUUACGAGUUCGUCUCACCAGCCAGCUCCGAGCUGACCUGCUACAAUGCCACGACACCCUCGAGCGAUAACACCGGCGCUUGGGCCUUCCAGCCGUCCGCCCUGACCUCCUCCAAUGGCACCACCUCCCUCCUCCCUGGCCAAGAUUGGGCCACGCCAGAGUCGUCACAAGUCAGUGAGGCAUCGACGCUGGAGAGCUACAGCUGCUUCUCGCCCGACCACGCCACAUCCAGGCCCACCACACUGCCGAUCAGCAACGGCACCGGCUAUUGUUGGUCUUUGCCGCAGUACAGCGAGCUAUCGGCAAUUUUUGGUGCCUGAUCGAAUGCUUUGAUACGCUUCCAUGCUAGGCUGAGAGGAGUGUGGGUCUGCCUCCUUUAGUUUGUAGGGAUUUUUGGUCAUACUCGAUUGUUCUUGCUAGACUUGUUCAGCAGCAACUCUGCUUUCUGUUCGAACUAAGGCUUGGUUCAGUUAACUGACAUCUUUGGCGAUGUAACUGGGAUGCACACAGCACACGUAGCUGUGGAUCCUUCGGUGUGCCCUCUUCCUAUAGCUUUUUCCAUAUGAUUUUGUGUCUCUUGUGCCUAAUUUUUCUGAUUGCUGUGAUCGAAUUCAGUGAGCAUGUAUAUUUUUUGCUUUUGGCCCAGUGAAGAGUAAAUUAGUCUUGGUUUCCUUGUAGGAUUUUUCAAACGAAGAGUGAGUGAUUAUCCUGAAGCGUUAGUCUCUGUGUCUCUUUAUUGCAGGAUUAAUCCCUUUAUCUGAAGCUGAUGGCCUUUUCUUGUUCAUGUUGUCAUAUUUUGUAUAGUCUACAAUUCUCGCAGCUGAAUGUUGUUUGUUUUGCUUAUAUAUGCCGAAAAAGGCUUUCGCCCCGCUUUAUAAAUAAAGCAACCACCAAUCACAAAGUUAUCAAAGUCACACGAACACACCACACACACGCACCCAAAGCCACCGCUGGCACGGUCCAACACAAACACCAACACACAGACACAGAGACCCAAGUUCCGCUGUGGGCACAGCACAACAAGCCCAGCACAAGCACACAACUAGAUAACAAACACAACGGCGAGGCGGUGGCGAAGCCGACGACUAUCUAGUCUGGCUCCAGGGGGGGGGGGAGGUGGGGGAAGCGGAGGAGCCAUCCGGAGAGCCAUCGCGCGAAGCUGGGUGAUGAUGGAGGUGAUGGCGUCUCUCUCCCUGGGGCGGCUAAGCGGCCGCCAAAGCUGCAAGUAACCAGACCAUUUGAACAAAGCGUCAG
Molecule: messenger RNA, 2244 nt
Organism: Triticum aestivum (bread wheat)
Lineage: Eukaryota; Viridiplantae; Streptophyta; Magnoliopsida; Poales; Poaceae
Exons: 1
Coding region: 138-1310 (390 amino acids)
Biological process (GO): regulation of DNA-templated transcription
Molecular function (GO): DNA binding
Source: RefSeq, a predicted model, not a curated record